Messenger RNA from Ostrea edulis (European flat oyster), 1562 nucleotides. Its product is annotated as nudC domain-containing protein 3-like. Gene Ontology annotation, biological process: protein folding. The transcript is spliced from 8 exons. NCBI's taxonomy places the organism in Eukaryota, Metazoa, Mollusca, Bivalvia, Ostreida, Ostreidae. Gene Ontology annotation, cellular component: cytoplasm. The record is from RefSeq and is a predicted model, not a curated record. Bases 52 to 1173 code for a protein of 373 amino acids.
AAUUACUAAUACUUUCACUUUUCGUCUGAUCGAGUGCUGUAAGUGUAAACAAUGUCGAAAAAUCUGGAAGCGUAUGAUUCUGCAUUGCUUGGUAUCAUUCAGCAUGAAGGAGAGAUUUUAAAGUUUCUUGAUGUAGUCUUAGGAUUUCUGUAUCGAAGGACUGACUUUUACAGAGUUAUGAAGUCUAGAGACGACAAAUUAGGAUUUCCACCUGGAGUGGCUGCCAAAAUGUUGCUUAAUAUGUUCAAAAAAUAUGAUGACCUUACAAGAAAAGAUGAUGAGGAAAGAGAAAAGAUCAUGCAAAAGAAGCAACAUCAAGAGUAUGCUGUCCCACCACCUGCAAAGAUUGUAGAAAUCAGCUUAGAGACUAACACUACACUCUCCACUACUGAAUCUCCAAAGCGACAGUGUAAUGUUAAUGGAAAUCCCACUCCUGUUGAAACAAAUGAGGAAUCAAAACCACAACAAAUGUCUGCAACCUCCACCAGGGACAAAGAGCCAGACCCAAACAACCCACCACCAUCAAAGAGACAAGAUGAUGAGGACGACCCAGAACUUGCCGCCAAGCAGAAAGUGUUCCAAGCUAACCCAGAGAGUUACAAUGGAGCUGUCCGAGACAACUACUCCUGGUCACAGUCAAUCACAGAUGUUGAUAUCAGAAUUCAGAUACCAAAUUAUAUUGUGAAAGGAAGGGAUGUGAAAGUAGAUAUAGAAAAGAAACGUGUGAAAGUGUCACAUAAGACAGAUAGUGGUUCUUGGACAGAGAUUGUCAAUGGUGAUCUCCCCUGGGAAAUUAACAAAGAAGAAUCUAUGUGGACUUUGGUACCGAAGGAACAUGUUCAUAUUAAUCUGGAAAAGAGAGAGGAAAGAUGGUGGGAGGCGGUUCUAACAACGGAGGAAAAGAUCAGCGUUCGUAAAAUAGAUGCUAGUCGACCAAUGACAGAUCUGGAUGAUGAAGCACAGGCCAAAAUAGAGGAGAUGAUGUACAAUGAACAACAAAAGAGGAUGGGGAAACCAACCUCACAAGAGCAGAAAGUCCAACACAUCCUUAGAGACGCCUGGAAUGCAGAGGGGUCACCUUUUAAAGGGCAGCCAUUUGAUCCCACCAAGAUUAACAUGGACCAAGGAGGUGUUGUUACUAUAAACAACCAGGAAGAACCAAUGAAACUGUGAGCAUCCAAUGGAGGAAAAACUCUGAUGACCUUUAUAAUGUAUGCUUUCCUGCAUAUAUUCAGGAAGAAAAAUCUUGGUUGGAUACACGGUGGAGCAAAUGAAGCCAGAUGCCUGCAGUGUGCAUGAUUGUACUGAUUAGGCAUCGUGGUUUUCAAGUGCAAGUAGAUGAAGUAAACAUUGUUAUCUGAAACUUCUGUUAAAUCUCUUGUUCCUUUUAAGGGAUACAUGUUUGUUUGGAUACACGUAUACAAAUUAUCAAAUGUGCAUGCACUAUGAACAGCUGUAAGUAAAGCUAAAAAUAGAAAUUCACAAUACAUUGUAACCUUCAUUCAUUGUUAUUGAAGCUAUUGAUGUCUUGUUUAUCACACAGAUAAAUAUGUUGUAUUUAU